Molecule: messenger RNA, 1929 nt
Organism: Punica granatum (pomegranate)
Lineage: Eukaryota; Viridiplantae; Streptophyta; Magnoliopsida; Myrtales; Lythraceae
Source: RefSeq, a predicted model, not a curated record
GACAUCUCAUGAUCUAAUUAUUGAAAAAUUAUGUGUUUAAUUGGGAUUUAUUUUAAUUAUUCCUCCUUGUUCAAGAUUCCAAACAAGGCCCCUCUUCCCCGAAGGAGAAGAUAGCAUAUAUUUCUUUCUCCUUCUAUUGUCAUGUGGCGCCAUCGACUAAUAAUUGACAGUCCAACAACACUGUGUGUUAGACAACCCCAAAACUCUCCAGACAAAGAUGGCCACCCAUGGGAAUGGCCAGAAGAAAGGCUUCAGUAUUAUGGCGUUCAGCAAGGUCAGUAACAUCGCCGGAAACUAUGCCCUGAAACCCGAACCUGCUGCUCCAGCCCCCGCAGCAACGAGCAAGUCCCGGAGUUGGCUCCUAAUGAGGAAAUCAUCAUCCAGGAGCUGUGCCCCCGAGAUCAACCGGGUCAACUCCGAAAAGAGGAUCAGUUUCUCAAAGGAAGAAGCGGAAUGGAAAGGAGAAGGAGGAGGAGGGGGAGGAGUCGUCAUCGCCGAGGGAAGGAGAUCGGUUUCGCAGGUGGAAACAAACUUGGCAUCAGUGGUCGCGUUCCUUCAGGUUAAGGUGAUGGUCUCGGACAUGCCGGGAUUCAUGCAGGUCCAUGCCUUUCGAUGUGCGAGGAGAACUUACGAUAGCUUGGAGAAGUUUAGCUCCAGACACAUGGCUUAUAACAUGAAGAAGAGGCACAUUCGUCCUUCAUUUGUCGGAAAUCCUUCUCAGUCGAUUGCGAUAUGUCAAGAUAUUUCAUUUUCACCAUAUUACUAUUGCUUUUUAUUCUUUUUGUAGUAAUUGCUACAUAACAAAUUUAAAGUCAUUAGAGAGUUAGACACAAAUUAUAUAUGUGGAGAUUUGGGAGUUGGCAAAUUUCUAGUUUCUUCACAUUACAAGGAUGAUCCAUGAGAUUGAUAGGAGAAUGAAAUGGGAAAUAAAGGGGUUGGGGAAAUUUCACAAUUACUCAAACACAAAAUAUGUCUUUGUGUUAUAAUUAGUCGAAUACGAGUGUUAUUGGAUUAAAAUCCCUUUCUCUGAGUUUGUAACUAAUUUAAAAUAGAAUGCAACGGUAAUUUUUUUGGCUGCAUUAUUAUUUAACAUUUGUAAUGUAUUGGGAUAGAGGAACUAUGGUAAAUUAAUUAAGUGAUACAACACGUACGUACGCCAUAAGCCUCUCUUACAAAUAAGUCAAUACCACAAGGAAAAGAAAUAUAUAUAUAUAUAUAUAUAUAUAUAUAUUCUAAUUAUAAUAACUUAUCUGCAAUAAGAAUAGAUCAAAUGAUAUCGUCAAAUUCCAUGUAUAUAAACCUUGGAUGACAUCCAAAGAUUCCAAACCUUUCGACAAAACUUGCCAUAGUCUGGACCCUGUAUAUUUUUAUGUGCAUGUAAAUGUGUUUUUCUUUUUUCAAUUAUAAGAGAGGUUCGAUAUAAUAUCAUGAAAUAGAAAUCCUAAUAACUAAAAUAUUCUCAUCACGAAUAUCGAAUCUGAAACCUCUUGAUUAUUAGACAAGAGCGUACGUCAAUAUGCUAUAUCCACUUUAAUUAAUCGUGUUUCUUUAAUUCCUAAUAAUUGGUGAAAUUUUUUUCCUUUGGAUCAAGAUUUGGACAGCCCAUGUGUCUUACAAGUAAUCAUAAUGGAAUCUGCAAUUACCAAUUGGUGUCAGUUAAAUAUGCUCUAUUCAUUAAAUUAAUUAAACGUUCAAACAUUGACCGUCUUUUCUUUUUUGUCUUCUUUGGGCUUUCCUCCCCAUGUGUAGACAUUGAAUUGGAACCACCUCUGAAUUAAAAAUACAAAAUUCUUUUCAUCCAUGUCACAUGGUCUCUGGUCUCUCUUUACUGGGAUCUAUUCCUAGAGUCAAAUAUUAUAUCACAAUAAUUGUUCGAACAUUGCAGCCCAAGUUUAUAAAAAUCAACCGACCAAGUUUUUGAUGCCUAUG